UAUACAUUUCAGUUUUCUAUUUUUACAUACAUUGUUUUGGACAUACCAAUAAUGAUUUUACAAUAACGUGUAUUUUUUUGCAUGUAUAUAUGAACAGUAGUCGAAAUAAAACUUUGACUUUUAACCAGUGUGUAGGUUACACAAAAAAAAUUGGACUGUCCACUGUCUAAGAAAUUAAAAAUCAAGUUUAAUCAACUAAUUAAGAAUUUUUUUUAAGAAAAUUGUAUAAAUAAAAAAUUUUAAUAAUAAAAACCACUGAAUAUCAAAUAUCAUAAAAAAUUCAAAAUCAAACGCAUAACAUAAAAAAUUGAAUAACAUAUAAAAAAUUGAUGUUACUUUCUGGUAAACUUUUUUUUUUUAUAAAGGCUGAAAAACUUGUUGGAAAUCUUCAAUUGAAAUGUUUAAUGUUAGGUAUCGUAAAAAAAUAUUUAUCAAUUUCUAACAGAAAAAUAAUUUGUAUUGUACCUUAUUCUUAUACUUACGAUCCAUCUUUGUUAUAGUACUACCCCUGCGAAGAUUACGAGUGUUUAUAGCGACUAAACACUCCAUAAUCUUUAUCAAUAACCGGUUACCGGUCGUUAUUAAUUUUUAUUUUUUCCCUGCAUUGUUUAAAUAAAAAUAAUUAAAUAAAUACAGAUUUGACUUCAUGAUGGCUGCUUGCGCUUCCCCAGCAAUGUGUACACGUCCCACAUGUUGGGAAACACUGCUCUGCAUAAACUUACAAGCCACCUGCCUCUACUUAUCAGUCAAAGUCUUCCAUCAGGUAAUUCUAUCAAGCUCAUGGCAAGUUAACAUUUAUGAAAAUACAUUUUAGUUUAUAAUUAAUAAUGUAAUAUAAGGUAAAACAUUGAGAUUUAAUAGAUAUAUUAUUACUGUUUAUUACUUUGCUGGCCAAAAAAAUGUUUUAACACAAUUAAAAACAUUCUGACAACGUAUAACCGUUUCUUGAAAAACUUUUUAAAAUUGUAUUAAAAUAUGAUUUUUUUGUACGGAAUGUUUAUUUUCUACAAAAAUAACGAAAUUUAUUAUGCUAUGCCUUGUCCUAUUUUUGGCGUUGUUCACGUCGCCGCCCGCCGCAGUUACUGCUCCUGUGAUGAUGGUCACCGACGGACUGGCUGACAACAGUAACUUUCGGCUCUGGCCGCGGCGAUCUUCACUACCCGACACCUUGGCCGUCCCCACGAUGAUGGCUGCCGAAGGACCGACUGGCAACCAGAAGUUUCAGUCAUCGUUGCCACAUCACUACCAGUGUAGCCACCCCGCCAAGGUGACCGAGUCUGACUCAGCAUUUGUCUACACCAGGGCAAACCAUUACCACGAUCGCUCGAGCGUGGUAACCAAGUCCACUCUAGCCGUGUUCCACACCAGGACAGGCAAUUACCGCGACCGCUCGAGCGUGGUAACCAAACCCGACCAGGCCUCGGCAUACAUCAGGAAUCAACACGACCACUCAACGCCGGUCACCGAAUCCGACUCAGCAGUGAUCUACACCAAGACAGGCCAUUACCACGACCGCUCGAGCGUGGUAACCAAACCCGACCAGGCCUCAGCAUACAUCAGGAAUCAACACGACCACUCAAUCCCGGUCACUGAAUCCGACUCAACAGAUGUCUACACCAGGGGAAACCAUUACCACUACCGCUCGAGCGUGAUAACAAAAUCCACCCCAGCUAAGUUCCACACCAGGGCAGGCCAUUACCACGACCGCUCGAGCGGAGUAACCAAGUCCAACCAGGCCUCGGCAUACAUCAGGAAUCGACACGACCACUCAACGCCGGUCACCGAAUCCGACUCAGCAGUGGUCUACACCAAGACAGGCCAUUACCACGACCGCUCGAGCGUGGUAACCAAACCCGACCAGGCCUCAGUAUACAUCAGGAAUCAACAUGACCACUCAACCCCGGUCACCGAAUCCGACUCAGCAGAUGUCUACACCAGGGGAAACCAUUACCACUACCGCUCGAGCGUGAUAACAAAAUCCACCCCAGCUGUGUUCCACACCAGGGCAGGCCAUUACCACGAUCGCUCAAGCGGAGUAACCAAGCCCAACCAGGCCUCGGCAUACAUUAGGAAUCAACACGACUACUCAACCCCGGUCACCGAAUCCGACUCAGCAGUGGUCUACACCAGGGGAAACCAUUACCACGACCACUCGAGCAUGGUAAACAAGUCCACUCCAGCCGUUUUCCACACCAGGACAGGCCAUUACCACGACCGCUCGAGCGUGGUAACCAAACCCGACCAGGCCUCGGCAUACAUCAGGAAUCAACACGACUACUCAACGCCGGUCACCGAAUCCGACUCAGCAUUUGUCUACACCAGGGCAGACCAUUACCAUGACCGCUCGAGUGUGGUAACCCAGUUCACCCCAGCCACGGUUUACACCAGGGCAAGCCAUUACUACGACCGCGUGGCAACUGAGCCCGACCAGGCCUCGGUAUACACCAGGAAUCAACAAGACCAAUCAAUCACGGUCACCGAGUCCAAUUCAGCAGUGGUCUACACCAAGACAGGUCAUUACCACGACCGCUCGAGCGUGGUAACCAAACCCGACCAGGCCUCGGUAUACAUCGGGAAUCAACAAGAUCACUCAACCACGGUCACCGACGCUAAACCUGGUCCCAACCCGAAUGAUCAUAAUCAGCUGCAGCUGACGUCUAACAGUAUUCCGCCGUCAUCAGUGGAAAAUACUGUUACUGAAGAUAUUGCGGCGUACGCCCAUUAUUACGACGAAUCUGGAGAAGACUUCAUCGACAACGACAACUUUUCGUUGUACGAUUUCGUUCCGGUUAUUUUGCUGGUGACGUUUGUGUUGUUAUAUCCGAGUUUAUAUUGUUAUAGUACUCGGAGAAAGAAAACAAACGGUUUUUAUUUGCAAACAAACAGCUGCAGUUGUACAGCAAAAUAUAUUUGCUGUUCGAAAUAAUCGCGUUUAUGACGUUAUAAUUAUUAUAUUUAAAACAGUAAAUAUAUAUUUUUCUGUAAGACCUCGAUUUUUGGCGUGCUAAUAAGACCGGUUGUUUACUGCCUUUAAAAAUAAACACUCGGAUACACAGACAUCGCCAGAAAAAUGAUCGGUAACUAUAGUCGUCUGUUGUACGAUAUGAACAUAAGGUAGCAAACUCACAGGGUGAAACGUCUUUCGGAACCGUCUCGUCCAGAGGCGACAGCGUACUGUUCCGGAUAUCUGCUUCCGGUGACGACGGUAGUUCGGGCAGGGAUUGAAUUUAGUGUCGGCGACCGAGGUAAUGACCAGACAACCAGCUGGCGUAGCUAUGAAAAUGGAAAGACAGAUAUUGUGUAUAAUAUUAUGUAAGAUUGACUUUUUUCAAACUUUUGUCUU
Metopolophium dirhodum (rose-grain aphid) is the source of this 3343-nucleotide messenger RNA. RefSeq names its product filaggrin-2-like. The record is from RefSeq and is a predicted model, not a curated record. NCBI's taxonomy places the organism in Eukaryota, Metazoa, Arthropoda, Insecta, Hemiptera, Aphididae. The coding region runs from base 1028 to 2926 and encodes 632 amino acids. The transcript is spliced from 2 exons.